Messenger RNA from Adineta steineri, 1950 nucleotides. NCBI's taxonomy places the organism in Eukaryota, Metazoa, Rotifera, Eurotatoria, Adinetida, Adinetidae. The record is from the annotation of a GenBank genome assembly.
AUGUGGAUGGGAGAUUGUAAUGGAAUUAAUUUACUAUUUAAACUGUCGAUUCCAACAGCUGAAUUCGAUUUUCUUGAAACAUUUACAACAACACCUGAAUCAUUAUUAGAUAUUACACAUCUCUAUAUACGAAGUAAUCAUAAACUAGCUCGAUCCAAUCUAAUACAAGAAACAGAAAAUGGUAUUAAACGUUUAAGUAUUAAUGCGAUUCAUCCAUUAACAGAUCGUUUAUUACCAAUUUUUAUCAAUGAUGAAGCAGAUUACGGACCAAAAAUACGAGCUAAUAUGUCGAUGUUAAAUGUUCAAAUAGGUACACCGAAAUCAAAUUCAUAUGAUGAAUCAUUUGCAAAUAAACAUAGUAUUUCAACUGUAAUUGAUUCAUCAACUCGUUGGCAUAAAAUGGAUACAGAAACAUUACUCAGUGAACUUCGUUCACGUGAAUUAGGUGGUUAUCGAACAUCUGGUAAACUUAGUGAUUGGUGUAUAUCACGUCAACGUUACUGGGGUACUCCAAUUCCAAUAAUUCAUUGUGAUCAAUGCGGUAGUGUUCCAGUACCAGAAAACGAAUUACCAGUUCGAUUACCAUCAAUUGAAAAUAUAAGAUCUUCAUCAAAAACUGGUAUUUCACCAUUAGCUAAUGCACAUGAUUGGAAAAAAAUUCAAUGUCCAAAAUGUGGAAAUGAAAAUGCUAAACGUGAAACAGAUACAAUGGAUACAUUUGUUGAUUCAUCAUGGUAUUUUUUACGUUAUUUGGAUAAUGAAAAUACUGAAAAACCAUUUGAACCUAAUAUUGUUAAUAAAUUGAUGCCAGUCGAUCUCUAUAUCGGCGGACUUGAACAUGCUUUAACACAUCUCUUUGUUGCUCGAUUUAUUCAACAUUUUAUGCAUUCUAAAGGUCUAUGUACCUCUCUUGAACCAUUCAAACGAUUUAUACCCAUCGGAAUGGUACAAGGUAAAACUUAUAAAACAUCGAAUGGUCAAUACGUUACUAAAGAUAAAGUUUUAACUAUCGAUAAAAAUACAAUGAUACAUUCAUUAACAAAAGAACGAGUUGAAGUUGAUUGGGAAAAAAUGAGUAAAUCAAAAUAUAAUGGUACUGAUCCACAAGAAAUAAUUGAUGCAUAUGGUGUUGAUUUUACAAGAUUACUUAUGUUAAAUUUUGUUCAUCCAAGAUCUUUACGCAAUUUCACUUUGGAAGAUGGUAUUGCCGAAGGUUUACAAAAUUGGUUUAAAAUCUUUAUUAAUCUUUAUGUUGAAUUAAUUGAUCCACGAACAAAGACUGAUACAAAAUCUGUAAUGAGUAAUGAAGAAUUUCAACAAAUUGAAUUAGCUUUACGUGAACAACGAUUAAAUACGAUUUAUACAGUUACAUUUUAUAUCGAUAGUUUUUUUAGUGUAGCAUCAGCUAUUAUCGAAUUACAAAAAUUAACACGUUAUCUUCGAAAAGUACCAAUCAAUAUCAAAAGAGAAUCUAAUGAAUAUUUACGAUCUCUUUGUGAUCUAUUAGUUAUGAUUGGACCAGUCAUACCAGCUUUAUCAUCCGAACUUUGGACUAUUUUACAAAAACAAAUAAAAACUAAUAUUAAUGGUUAUGAUCUGAGUAAAAAUUUAUUUGAACAAAAUUACCCAUCAUUACCAAAUGAUUAUCCAGCAAAGAUCAAUGCUUUAUAUGAUACAACUGUUUUUGCUUCGAUGCCAAUAGCACGAUCACUUCUUCCCACUUUAACAACAACUGAUAUUCUUCAACAGUUAAAUAACAAUGAUAAUCAAUUACAAAUGAAAACAUUUAUUGAAAAAAAUGGUCUUAAAUUUGAUCGUUUACGUAAAUUAGAUGAUUAUUGUGCAACACUUAUUUAUGAACGUGACCCUAACGUGACAAUAGUUGAACAAUCAGAACCUUUAAUUGAAAAGAAAAAAAGCAAAACAUCAAAAAAGAAACAAGUUUCAUAA